GAACCGUAAGGCUUCCGGGUUUGGCGGGGCCUUUGUCUCUCGCUGCAGCCGGAACUCCGGGUGUCUUCUUCACUGCUGUGUGUCUUCUGCUCCUAGAGGCCCAGCCUCUGUGGCCCUGUGUCCUGCAGGUAUUGGGAGAUUCACAGCUAAGACUCCGGGACCCCCUGGAAGCUUAGAAAUGGGGCCAUUGCAGUUUAGAGACGUGGCCAUAGAAUUCUCUCUGGAGGAGUGGCAUUGCCUGGACACUGCACAGCGGAAUUUAUAUAGGAAUGUGAUGUUAGAGAACUACAGAAACCUGGUCUUCCUUGGUAUUGUGGUCUCUAAGCCAGACCUCAUCACCUGUCUGGAGCAAGGAGAAAAACCUUUGACUAUGAAGAAACAUGAGAUGGUAGCCAACCCCUCAGUUUUGUGUUCUCAUUUUACCCAAGACCUUUGGCCAGAGCAGAACAUAAAAGAUUAUUUCCAUAAAGGGAUACUGAGAAGAUAUGAAAAAUGUGGACAUGACAAUUUACAGUUUAAAAAAGGCUGUGAAAGUGUGGAUGAGUGUAAGGUGCACAAAAGAGGUUAUAAUGAACUUAACCAAUAUUUGACAACUACCCAAAGGAAAAUAUUUCAGUGUGAUAAAUAUGUGAAAGUCAUUCGUAAAUUUUCAGAUUCAAACAGACAUAAGAUAAGACAUACUGGAAAAAAACCUUUCAAAUGUAUAGAAUGUGGCAAAGCUUUUAACGAGUCCUCAACCCUUACUACACAUAAGAAAAUUCAUACUGGAGAGAAACCCUACAAAUGUGAAGAAUGUGGCAAAGCCUUCAACUGGUCCUCACACCUUACUACACAUAAGAUAAUUCAUACUGGAGAGAGACGGUACAAAUGUGAAGACUGUGGCAAAGCCUUUAGCCGGUUUUCAUACCUUACUGCACAUAAGAUAAUUCAUAGUGGAGAGAAACCCUACAAAUGUGAAGAAUGUGGAAAGGCCUUUAAGCGCUCCUCUAACCUUACUACACAUAAGAUAAUUCAUACUGAAGAGAAACCCUACAAAUGUGAAGAAUGUGGCAAGGCCUUUAAGCGCUCCUCUAUCCUUACUACACAUAAGAUAAUUCAUAGUGGAGAGAAACCCUACAAAUGUGAAGAAUGUGGCAAGGCCUUUAAGCACUCCUCUGUCCUUACUACACAUAAAAGAAUUCAUACUGGAGAGAAACCCUACAAUUGUGAAGAAUGUGGCAAAGCCUUUAAGUACUUCUCAUCCCUUACUACACAUAAGAUAAUUCAUACUGGAGAGAAACCCUACAAAUGUGAAGAAUGUGGCAAAGCCUUCAACUGGUCCUCACACCUUACUACACAUAAGAGAAUUCAUACUGGAGAAAAACCCUACAAAUGUGAAGAAUGUGGCGAAGCCUUUAAGUACUCCUCUUGCCUUACUACACAUAAGAUAAUUCAUACUGGAGAGCAACCCUUCAAAUGUGAAGAAUGUGGCAAGGCCUUUAAGUGCUUCUCUAUCCUUACUACACAUAGGAGAAUUCAUACUGGAGAGAAACCCUAUAAAUGUGAAGAAUGUGGCAAAGCCUUCAACUCGUCCUCACACCUUACUGCACAUAAGAGAAUUCAUACUGGAGAGAAACCCUACAAAUGUGAACGAUGUGGUAAGGCUUUUAAGCGCUCCUUUAUCCUUACUAGACAUAAGAGAAUUCAUACUGGAGAGAAACCCUACAAAUGUGAAGAAUGUGGCAAAGGCUUUAAGUGCUCCUCUACCCUUACUACACAUAAGGUAAUUCAUACUGGAGAGAACUAUAAAUGUGAAGAAUGUGGCAAAGCUUUUACCACUGUCCUUUUUACACAUAAGAAAAUUCAUAUUGGAGGGAAACUGUAAAGCGUGAUAAAUGUGGCAAAGCCUUUAUUUCAUCCUCACAGCUUAGUAGACAUGAGAUAAUUCAUGCGGAAGAGAAAGCCAAUAAAUAAGAAAAUGCGACAAAGCCUUUAAGGACACCUCUGCCCUUCCUAGACAUAUGAUAAUUCAUACUGGAGAGAAACCCUGUGAGUUUGAUGAAUGUGGGAAAGCCUUUAGUCAGCUAUCAACUUGUACUAAAUAUGAGAAUUUAUAUGAAACAUAAACCCUAUAAAUACAAAGAAUGUGACAAAGCUUUUAGGAAGUUCUGAACCCUUCUUACACAUAAUUCAUACUGGACAAAAAUCCUACAAGUUUGAGGAAUGUGGCAAAGCCUAUAACAAGUUUUCAAUUUUUUUUUUUUUUUGAGAUGAAGUUUUAUGCUUAUCACCCAUGCUGGAGUACAAUGCUAUGAUCUCGGCUCACUGCAACCUCUGCCUCCUGGAUUUAAGCCAUUCUCCUGCCUCAGCUUCCUGAGUAACUGGGAUUACAGGUGUCCUCCAACAUGCCCAGCUCACUUUUGUAUUUUUAGUAGAGAUGUGAUUUCGCCAUGUUUGCCAGGCUGGUCUCGAACUCCUGUCCUCAGGAGAUGCACCUGCCUUGGCCUCCUGAAGUACUGGGAUUACCGGCGUGAGUCAUGAUGCCCAGCCACAAGUUCUCAAUUCUUAAGAGACGUGAUAAUUCAUACUGAAGAGGAAAUCUACACAGCUAAAAAAUAUGACAGUGCUUUUACCAACACCUCCAACUUCUCUAUACGUAACAAUGAUUAUACUAGUGUGAAACCCUAGAAAUAUAUAAAAUGUGUCAAAGCCUUUAUAUGGUUGCCACACUUGAUUGUAGGUAAGAUAAUUCAUACUGGCAAAACUACAAGUGUGAAGAAUGUGGCAAAACUUUUAAUCAGUUCUUAAACCUUAUUUCACAGAAAAGCUAGUAUCCUUGAGAAAAACUGUACAAAUAGAAGGAAUAUGGAAAACCCAUUAAUUCCUACUCACAUCUAACUCAACAUAAAAAGAUUCCUUUUAAGAAUGGUGUGAACCCGGGAGGUGGAGCUUGCAGUGAGCUGAGAUCUGGCCACUGCACUCCAGCCUGGGCAACAGAGCGAGACUCUGUCUCCAAAAAAAAAAAAAAAGAUUCCUUUUAAUAAAAGCAUUAAAAUUGCAAUUACUGUCAAAAAAACUUUCAGAAAGUAUAAGUCUUUAAAAUGAGUAUUUUUUUGUGAAAAGCAUUACAAAUAUAAAGAGGGUUAUAUAGUACAUUUACUUUUAUCACAGAUUUUAUUGCACACAUUUUGUACUGAAGGAAACCCUAACGCAGUUGCUCAAGCUUUGUUCAACAUCAGGGAAUUUAUACUGGAGAUGAGUCCUACAAAUGUAUUAAGUUUAGAAACACUUUUUUUUUUUUUUCAGAAACUACAGCUUAGAAAACAGCAGAGAGUUUAUACUAAAAUAUAAUUUUGCAGAUGCAGUAAAUAUGAAAAAAUAUUUAAUUCAAAAUAGAUUGUAUAUAAAUAUCAGAGAAGUUACAGUAGAAUAACUAAGGCCCUGAUAUUUCAGACAUUAUACUAAAUCAGAGCAUUGGGUAUAAAAACUAAUCCACAGCAGCAGUUUUUAGGUAAAUGAUUUCUAUGUAACUUUAAAAGGAGUAGAUUUUGGAAGCAUUGUAAUUCCAUUGAAAGUGUAUUUGUUUCCUUGAAUAAAAUGUUUUGAAAGCUGAAUAAUGAUGUAAUACAGAUUUCAAAUUAUGCUGUUAUUUUCUAUUCACAUGUGAGAAAGCAUGUGAUCAAUUGCUUCUGCAUCAGAGAUAUCAGAGAUUUUAAAAAAUUAUUUAGACAUUAUGACCUUUUCUAUAAAAUAAUAAGAACAUUAAAAUGUAAGCUCCAUAAUGAAAAUACAAGUGGAGAGGCUCUUUGUAGUAAAAUUCUAUUAAGUAAUGUAUAAGGUAAAUGUUCAGAGCAAUAACUUUAUUAUAGUGACAAUUAUGUUUAGAACGUUAUUAAAAUAAAUGAGUAUAUUACUUUA
Macaca mulatta (Rhesus monkey) is the source of this 3897-nucleotide messenger RNA. NCBI's taxonomy places the organism in Eukaryota, Metazoa, Chordata, Mammalia, Primates, Cercopithecidae. The record is from RefSeq and is a predicted model, not a curated record.